CAACCUGAGACACACGCUGUUCAUGUUCAUGGGUUUCAGUUUGGCCUUCAACACCAUCAUCCCAGACAUGUUCCACCAGAAGCUCACCCACCUCCACCUGCCAGUGGAUCACCAGCUUCCUGAUGCCCAGACCAGCACUGGCCUGUCACCAUAUCAGCAGCAGGUGUUUGCAGACUGUGUUGAACGGUACCACCCGGCGCCGCCUGAUGACGUUUCUCGUUCGGCGGGUUAUUUUCGAUGCAGUGGCGCUUUUGAUGUAAACAAACACACAGUCAGACGGACGGAGGUCAGCGGGAUGAACUGCGACCAACUACUGCUCCACCCGCGGGUCAGCGCUGCCCUGAGGAGAGUUCAGCUAAAGUCUGUGAAGGAUGUGGUUUGUGCUUCUGCUCCAGACCUGCAGAGACUCACCGGUUUGUCCAACUCUGAUGUCCAGCAGCUGAUCACUGCUGCCGCUGCCGUCUGCAGAAGGCACCCUCCAAUCACAGCACAGCAGCUGCAGCACGGCGUGUCUGGCGCCCAGCUCAGGCUCGGCUGUCCAGUUCUGGACUGCCUUUUGAGGGGCGGUUUGCCUGUGGGGGGCAUCACUGAGCUGGCUGGAGAGAGUGGCACCGGCAAGACUCAGGUGGGCCUGCAGCUCAGCCUCUCGGUGCAGUACCCAGCAGAGCACGGAGGGCUGGGAGCAGGUGCGUUGUAUGUCUGCACUGAGGACUCAUUUCCCAUUAAGCGUCUGCACCAGCUGAUUGGCGAGCAAGUCUGUCUGCGUUCUGACGUUCCUGCGGACCUUGUAAGCAGUCUUCGCUUCAGCGACCACGUUUACAUUGAGCAUACCGCGGACCUGGAUUCCCUCCUGGUGUGCCUAACACGCCGUGCCCGCCUCCUACUGACACGCGGUCUGGUGCGACUAAUCGUGGUCGACUCAGUGGCAGCGCUGUUCAGGACCGAGUUCCAGGCCGAUGAUUGGCUAGAGAGGAACAGACAGCUACUCACCUUCUCCUCCAUGCUGCAUCACCUGAGUCAGGAGUUCAGCACACCUGUGCUCUGCAUCAACCAGGUAACAGAUGUUUUCAGCCAAUCACACAACAGUAUGGGGCCUUCGCUGUCCACCGUGUCUCCUGCUCUUGGGUUGGCGUGGGCCAAUCAGGUGAUGGUUCGGCUGAUGAUGAGCCGUCUCCAAGGAACGGUCGUCCGUGGUGACCAGAGCAGUGCUCUCCGCAGGUUGGAGGUGGUGUUUGCGCCUCACCUGGCACGUGACGGACAAAACGCUGCCGUGUGGAGGGAGGGGCUCAGAGGAGUUGAGAGCUGGACUUCAAAUAGAAAAUAAACUUUAUUAAACAGCAUCAGAUUAUUAAA
Molecule: messenger RNA, 1353 nt
Organism: Pundamilia nyererei
Lineage: Eukaryota; Metazoa; Chordata; Actinopteri; Cichliformes; Cichlidae
Gene: xrcc3
Product: X-ray repair complementing defective repair in Chinese hamster cells 3
Exons: 8
Coding region: 23-1324 (433 amino acids)
Biological process (GO): resolution of mitotic recombination intermediates; telomere maintenance via recombination; t-circle formation
Cellular component (GO): replication fork; Rad51C-XRCC3 complex
Molecular function (GO): four-way junction DNA binding; ATP-dependent DNA damage sensor activity; ATP binding
Source: RefSeq, a predicted model, not a curated record